Erpetoichthys calabaricus (reedfish) is the source of this 2940-nucleotide messenger RNA. It is a transcript of the gene rbm18, whose product is annotated as RNA binding motif protein 18. The transcript is spliced from 7 exons. Lineage: Eukaryota; Metazoa; Chordata; Cladistia; Polypteriformes; Polypteridae. The coding region runs from base 291 to 863 and encodes 190 amino acids. Gene Ontology annotation, molecular function: RNA binding. The record is from RefSeq and is a predicted model, not a curated record.
GCGUAAUCUUGCGUCAAAGCACACUGGGUUUUUUUGUUUUGGUUUGUAGUGUAUGAUAGUCAUGGGAUGCUGCUCAGAAAAAGCGACGUUUUCAAGAAAAUGACAGCAAAUAGCCUUGAGAGAAUUGUUUAAUAUUGUUUGUGCACAUCGUGGGAAUUUCUAAGGCGAGUUUAAUACUUCCAGGCUGACGGUUGGCAGACAUCCUGAGCCAGUUUCAACAGUAUCAGGUGCAACAAGAAGUGGACAGUGACUGGGCCAGGAAUGAAAUACAGAUUCCUGGAAGUUGACCUAUGGAUUCUGAAACUGAGACCCUUCCACUUGAAAAUGCAUCUAUUAUUUCUGAAAGUACAUCGCAAGAGGGUCAUCGGCUCUGGAUUGGUAACAUAGACCCUAAAAUUACAGAGUUCAACUUAAUUAAGCUUCUUGAAAAAUUUGGCAAAGUCAAGCAGUUUGAUUUCCUGUUUCAUAAAUCUGGUCCUCUAGAAGGGCAGCCUAGAGGUUACUGUUUUGUGAAUUUUGAGACAAAAGAGGAAGCUGAACGUGCUAUUCACUGUUUAAAUGGAAAGCUGGCGCUCUCGAAGAAACUUGUGGUGCGAUGGGCACAUGCUCAAGUGAAACGGUUUGAUCAGUAUAAAAAUGAUAAAAUUCUUCCAAUCAGCCUUGAGCCUUCAUCUAGUACGGAGAUCUCCCAGACAACACUGAGUGUUAAUGCGAAAAUAAAAGCCAUCGAGGCCAAGCUAAAAAUGAUGGCAGACAACCCUGAUGCUGACUAUACAGGACCCUCUGCUUAUUCAUACAAUAAACCCACAGAUAAAAAGCGAAGCACUCCUUACAGCCGACAGUCCCGCAAAACUAAACGAUGAUGGUGACAGAAAGACAUUUUACAUUUAGGAGUGUUUUCUGUUAUUUAGGCUGCUGUUACCCUUUUAACCAAAUUAGCUUGAAAGAUGAGUGGUGAGAAACUAAUCAAGUAAUGCCUUACUUUCCAGUGUGGAAUAUUAUCUAAUUCCAGAUAAAUUAUGUUGUGGUAAAAUCCUUUUUUUUCUUUCCAGUAGAUCUUCAUUCUUUAAAAUAUUCAGUAGGAGCUAGGACAAAGGUGUCUGCUGGUACUGACACAGAAUAGUAAAAAUCUAUUUUUAUCUUAGCCAACUGUUUAUGAAGUUUUGAUCAUAUGUAAAAAUUGGGUUUUCUAUGAAAUUUUGUAUUCAGGUUUUUUUAAAUUUUGUUUUGCCUUUAAUGAUAGUAAAGUUACAUUGUAAUUAUUCACACAAGAUGUAAUUUUCUCAAGUACACGUUUUGUCUUCAUUAUAACAUUUUAUAUAAUGUAUGUAAUAUUUAAAAGUCUGUUAUUUUACCUAAAUACUUAAGUAUCAAUUUCUAGUCAGUGCCAUAUGGUCAUACAGUGAGGUUAUGAUUAUUAUUUUGUCAUGUUAUUUAUUUGUUGCCUCCUUCUGUUAGACACCUAAAAGAGCUACAGACAAGGUAUUAACAGUUUUCUGCCACUGUUGUAUGAAAUGUGUGUCAUAUUUGUUAAUGUUUAGUAUUAUAUGUCUAAAUACAUCUCCAACUUUUGUAGAACUUUGACACCUAUAGUCUGAGUGACAUGAGCUACGUUUAAAUCACAAAGAAAACAGUUUUUCCAAAAAACCCAUACACCACAUAAUUUUGUUAUCUAACACUUUAAUACACAUCUACAACCAAUUGCCACAUAAUUCCUCAGCCUGAGUAUUAGAUGAUUAAAGUAAGAUUUUUUUCUAGAGAGUCCUUUACACUGGGCUUCACUACUUAAUUUAUGCAACUUACAGACAUUUCAAAUUACUUUGAAGUUGCAAAACUUCUAAUGCAUUUUUUCCAUUUUCUUUAACUGCAUUUGAGACAAUUUAACUUAAAAUAUAAUUUAAUCAGUUUCUGAAAUGACCUUCUUUUUGUUGGUAAUAAUUACCCAUUAGCCUGUCAGAACGAAUAAAUAUGAAUGCAGGGGAUAUGUUACUAUGGAUCUUCUCAUGUUACACUCCAGUGAUUACUUUGGAUAAAAGGUGAAUCUCCUUAAGUAUAUACUUCUGUAUUUUUCUAUUUUGUAAUAGGUUAUUUGUGGUCACUGACUUGUAUACUUUGCUGCAAAGGUCUGAUUGCUAGACAUAUCAAUACUACUAAAUUAGGUGCUUAUUUUAAGAGUUUAAAUCCCUGGGUCAGUUGCCAUUUCUUCAGCAAAAGAAAAAAAAUAUUCUAAAAUGUUUUGAGAGAUUUAAAGAAGAGGCAGUGACAGUUUCCUACAUGUAUUCUUGUUGGUUUAGCAUUUUUUGUUUGAACAGUAUUUUUCCGUUUCAGAUAAAAUUUAAAUUUAACAGUUAGACCAGGAGUGUAUUUUCCAGUAAGAAGAUUUCAGUUUGUGGAACAGUUUUAUGUGCUCAUUCCAAGAUUAUGAAUUGUCUCUAAAGCACUUGACUCCUGAAGGAGAACAGUUUGCUUAAAAGUAAUGCAGCCAUCACUGUCAAGGCAGUCUGGCAUCCCUAACUUCAAAAACUGAUGCUGCAGUGGCACUGACUAAGGAUGACCAUCAGACAAUCAAGUCCCCUGCUGGUCCACCACAUGCCUCGUUCUGCUAUCCAGUGUAAGCAUAACUGAAUGUCACUUGUUUAUGUCCCUGUACAAAUUGUACUUCUUUACAGCCACUGCUUGCACAGGCUCUAGGAUUUUUACAAUUUAGUAAACAUGUAAGUUGUCUUUAUUUAGCAUGUUGUUACAUUUAAUGUCUACCCUUGCAAAACGUUCUUUAGAUACACUGAAAGAUUUCUUUAAUAUAGUAUUGUGGAAAUAAAUGCACUCUUUGUUAAUGAAAAAUAAACUAUGGGAUGCCUCUCAUAUGUCAUGAAUGUUAACACUAUCUGUAGAAUUACUAAUAUUUUAACUAUGUUUUACUCCUAAACUAAGAAGUUUUUU